Messenger RNA from Lepisosteus oculatus (spotted gar), 444 nucleotides. Lineage: Eukaryota; Metazoa; Chordata; Actinopteri; Semionotiformes; Lepisosteidae. The record is from RefSeq and is a predicted model, not a curated record.
AUGGGGGGCCCCAUCAGCGGGAGCAGGAAGGACCCCCGGAGGGCCGAGUCUCAGCCCAGUGGGAUGGAAGAGAGCCAGAUUCGGCGUGGAGAUUACAUCAGGAAGGUGUUCAGUGUGCUGACAGUGCAGUUGCUGGCGAUCCUGAGUGUCCUGUGUCUGCUCCUGCUCUGUGAGCCCCUGAAGGAGUUCGUGAAGACCAACCUCUGGAUCUCCCUCAAUUCCUACCUCAUCUUCAUCCUGGUUUCCGCCGUGCUGCUCUUCUGCCUGUCCUGCAGGAGGGCCGUGCCCCGGGGCACUCCAGGCAUGUGUUUGGCAGAGGACAGCCAGGCGGUGCUGAGCACAGAGCCCACAGACACCAGCCUGGAGGAGCACAGCUUCGCUGCCCUCGUCCUGUCCCUGGACAUCAGCAUGAUCUUCAUCUACCUGCUUCUGCUCAGCGACUAG